Messenger RNA from Striga hermonthica, 915 nucleotides. The record is from the annotation of a GenBank genome assembly. NCBI's taxonomy places the organism in Eukaryota, Viridiplantae, Streptophyta, Magnoliopsida, Lamiales, Orobanchaceae.
AUGCCACCUCAGUAUGGCAUUCCGAAUGCAUUUGGGAUGCCUUAUCAACAAGGAAAUUUUAUGCCCACUGGAUUCUCUAGUAGCUCCAUUGAAGUCCCAAGGCCUUCCAUGAUCCCGGAGGUUGAAGGACUCGACAACAUUUGCCUCGAUACGGAUUCAGACAAAGCCAAAGAAGUUAAGCCUAAAAGACGGGGUAAAGCGACAGCAAUACCGUGGACACAUGAUGAGGACGUUUUACUAUGUCGAGCUUUCUGUACCAUCUCAAGUGAUCCGGUCAUUGGCGCUCAACAAACGUCCGAAGGCUUUUGGAGGCGAAUUAUACAGUAUUAUAAUGAAGCCGGUGAAGCACGAAAACUCAUUCAGAGAACCAUAGAGUCAGCAAAAUCUCAUUUUUAUGCUUUCCAUGGAGACUGUCUCAAAUUUAAUGCGUCGAUAAACAGCGAGGGGAAAAAGAAAGGGGGCUUUAAAUGGCUUCAUUGCUGGGAGGUAUUGAAAAAUAAUGCCAAAUUUGAUGGGGCAUCUCAGACAUCCCGAGGAAGAAAGAAAGCUAGAAUAUAUGAUACUGGAGAUCACACUUCUGGCUCUGGGCAAGAUGUCGAGCCUAGUGGUGAUGGUGAGGACAGAUAUGUACGUCGACCAAUUGGCCAAAAAGCAGCAAAGGCUGGGAAGAGAAAGGGAAAAACAACUGCAGGAGGAAGCACCGGUCCAGAUGUUGAACGUCUAUUGGCAGAGAUUGGUCAGGUUAAAGAAAUUCAUCUGAAGAAACAAAAAGAUUUGGAAAAGCUAGUUCGUAUAGAAUCAUGGAAGACGUACAGAGAAAUGAUAAAGGAGGAUACUUCAACCAUGACAGAAGAAAAAUUGCAAGCCCACCAAGGACUUCUGGUUGUGCUUAAAGAAGAGCUGGGUCUUAACUGA